This is a messenger RNA of Mercurialis annua (annual mercury), 1326 nucleotides long. RefSeq lists its product as uncharacterized. The record is from RefSeq and is a predicted model, not a curated record. NCBI's taxonomy places the organism in Eukaryota, Viridiplantae, Streptophyta, Magnoliopsida, Malpighiales, Euphorbiaceae. The transcript is spliced from 3 exons. Gene Ontology annotation, molecular function: polysaccharide binding. The coding region runs from base 143 to 1138 and encodes 331 amino acids.
GCAAUUAAAUUCUUUUUAAGACAAAAGACAAUAAAAGAAAAAGAAGUGCUUAAAGAUUCUGUAUGCUUCCACUUUAUUCAUUUCAUUGCUACCUUUCUUUAAAUCACCCACCACCACCGUCCUCUUCAUCCACUGCAAUACCAUGUCACAUUCUUGCUUAUUAUAUCACUCUUUAUUCUCUCUGUUACUCAUCCUAACCACCGUUUCACUUUUUAAACUCAUAAUAGCUCAACCUGCUGCUCAUUGCAGAACAUCUUGCGGCACUAUUCCAAUAAAUUACCCUUUUGGUAUUGAUGACGGCUGCGGCAGCCCUUAUUACAGCCGCAUGCUUGUCUGCUCCGAUUCGGGAACCCUCGAGUUUCGAACGCCUUCGGGAAGAUACCAAGUUCAUAGCAUUACCUACUCCGAUCCUCAUUUCAUAGUCAGUGAUCCAUUCAUGUGGAAUUGCCAAGAUGGAAGCCACUUCAGGGAAACGAGGCCGUUUAGUCUCGACACGAGUACACAUUUUACGCUUUCCUCUCAGAAUGAUUAUCUUUUCUUCAAUUGUAGUGAAGAGAAAGUGAUCGUGGAGCCUAAGCCGAUCUUCUGCGAGCGAUUUCCUGAUAGGUGUGAUUCGACGUGUGAUAGUGCUAGUUACCUCUGCAGGCAUCUGCCUGGAUGUGCUACUGCAUUAGGUGGAAGUUCUUGCUGUUCUUACUAUCCGAAAGCAACCGAAUCUUUGAGGCUAAUGCUCCAGUAUUGUGCGAGUUAUACGAGCAUUUAUUGGAGAAACAAUGGUGCUAAUUCUCCUUAUGAUCAAGUUCCUGAAUAUGGGAUCAGGAUUGAUUUUGAUAUUCCUGUGACUACACGUUGCCUUGAAUGUCAAGACAUGACCAAAGGAGGCGGAACUUGUGGGUUUGACACACAGUCACAUAAUUUCUUGUGCUUGUGUAGCAACAGAAAUGUCACCACUUAUUGUAGAGAUGAUCACGCCGCUUCCGGGCAGCACAGCAGGGCAGGAGUCAUUGCAGGGACAGUAACAGGAGUUUCAGCUGCUGGAGCCUUAGGAGUUGGUGCUGGACUAUGGUUUUGGAAGAAAGUAAGAGCUAAAGCGCCCGUAACAUGUGGGGUUCAAACCAAUGACAAUAGGCUUUUCUGAUAAAACCAAUCAACUAAAGUAAAGUGCAAACACACCAUACUUUAUUCUUUCUCGACCUUUUUCUUUAUUUAUUGUUUGAAUUGCUUUUUGACGUGCCUUCCUCAUUAAGUUACAUAUGUUCUCAGUUUAAUGCUUAAUUAUAAUGUAAUUUUUGCACCAAUCAGAAAAGCUGCAGGUUUUUGAUGGUA